AUGGAGGAAGUGAAGCUGUAUGGUAUGUGGGCAAGCCCUUUUGCCAAAAGAGUUGAAAUGGCACUAAAAAUGAAGGGCAUACCUUAUGAAUACAUUGAAGAAGAUAUAAUGAACAAAAGCGAGAAACUCCUAAGUUGCAACCCUGUCUAUAAGAAUAAGAAAAUCCCGGUACUUGUUCACCAUGAAAAGCCCGUGUCUGAAUCACUCAUAAUCCUUGAGUGCAUCGACGAGACUUGGAACUGCCCACCUUUACUCCUUCCCGAGGAUCCUUUUCAGCGAGCCAAGGUUCGGUUUUGGACGAACUUCAUCGACCAGCAGUUUGAAGGUGAACAACAAGAGAAAAUCGUCAAAGAAUUCUCCAAAAUGUUGAAGUUAUUGGAAGAAGGUGUGGAGAAAGACUUCUUUUCAAGCGGAACUGUCGAUUUUUGUGGUGGUGAGACACCAGGAAUACUAGAUAUCGUUUUCUGUUCAGUUUUUGGAAUUCACAAAGGCGACGGAUCCAGUGGUGUCAGCGAAUUUGAGAUGGAUACUAAUCCUUUGUUGUUCAAAUGGCUGAAUUCUCUAAAAGCAACUGCAGUGGUACGAGUAAAACCAAAGAUUAAAGACUAA
Papaver somniferum (opium poppy) is the source of this 609-nucleotide messenger RNA. Its product is annotated as glutathione S-transferase U10-like. Lineage: Eukaryota; Viridiplantae; Streptophyta; Magnoliopsida; Ranunculales; Papaveraceae. Gene Ontology annotation, cellular component: cytoplasm. Gene Ontology annotation, biological process: glutathione metabolic process. The record is from RefSeq and is a predicted model, not a curated record. The transcript has 2 exons. Bases 1 to 609 code for a protein of 202 amino acids. Gene Ontology annotation, molecular function: glutathione transferase activity.